This is a messenger RNA of Cladocopium goreaui, 1527 nucleotides long. NCBI's taxonomy places the organism in Eukaryota, Dinophyceae, Suessiales, Symbiodiniaceae. The record is from the annotation of a GenBank genome assembly.
AUGUCACAGAAUUCAAUCACAGAAUGGGGCAGAGACGGGGCAGAGACGGGGCAGAGACGGGGCAGACACGGGGCAGACACGGGGCAGACACGGGGCAGACACGGGGCAGACCGGGGCAGACACGGGGCAGACACGGGGCAGACACGGGGCAGACCGGGGCAGACACGGGGCAGACACGGGGCAGACAGACAGGGGCAGACACGGGGCAGACACGGGGCAGACACGGGGCAGACCGGGGCAGACACGGGGCAGACACGGGGCAGACACGGGGCAGACCGGGGCAGACACGGGGCAGACACGGGGCAGACACGGUGCAGACCGGGGCAGAGCAAUGCAUGUUCCCCUUCUCAGUCGCUGCGAGCUGCCCAAGACAUCCAUCAUCACCCGCUCGCAACCAUGGCUGACCAGCCCCAAGCUCUUGUUGCAUCAGAAGCUCCUGAGGGUUUCGUCACGUGCGACCGGUGUUCCUUGCCUGUUGCCGAGUCCGAAAUGGCAGCGAAACGGAACGAGCACACCAAGCAAGUGGAGUGCAAAUCUUGCCGAUCGCUUUUGAGUCUUUUGAAGUACCACGUGAGCCCAACCGAGGUUUUUUCGAAGAUGUCGAAGGAUGAGGUGACCGGUUUUUUUCAACGAGCCCUGGAGGAGCGCAAACAGAAUGGUGGCAUUCUCAAGUACGAGGUUGUGCGCUCCAACUUGUUGAAGCACUUCCAGAAAGCAUCACAGACGUGGCGAAGCGCAGUGCUGAAUGGGUAUGAUCCCGUCGCAGUUCAAGAGAAAGGAUUCGCCAUGACCUGCCCAGUCUUCGGUAGCGUCUACCGUGUGGACCUUGUCACCAUCAAGCAGACCCAUGCAGAAGAAGAGGCGGAGAGUCAAAUGGUUGAGUUAGAGCAACGUGUGAGUCGCAAGCGCACGACCACGGAGCGCGCUGGCAGCAAUGGAGCCAAGCGUGUGAAGGGCCGAGGCAAAGGCAAGGGCAAGGAGGACGCUCCGAUGAUCGAAGAGCCGUCCGCUCAGGCCUUAGCAGAUGAUGAGGUGUUGCAGACCAUCGUGGACUUGGAGUGUGCGUCAGACGAUGACGUGCAGAUAGUCCUUCCAAAGGCAAGCCGCGGCAACGCCGACAAGCAGGCACAGAGGAAGCGUGAACAGGAGUUGAAGAAAGAACACAAGACAGUGUCUAUGCUAGCUGGCAAAGCUUUGCCAGCAUUGCAGCCUGUGUCAAACAGACUGGAGAACUUAGUCAAGGCCUUGGAGCCAAAGAAGGAGGAGCUGCCAGAAAUGACCGUUCGUUUGAUGCAUGAGAACAAACUGCGCUUGGAGAAGAUGGUUCACAGCUUCCAGCAGAUCAUGUUGAAGGUUGGGCAGAACGCUGCUGUGAACUUCACCGAUGUCACCUUCACGUGCAAGAAAAAUGGGGAAGCCGGGGUCACUGUCGCGAUCACAUCUGAGAAAGAGCUCCAGAGUGAAAUUAAAUCCUUGCAAGAAUGCUGCAAGGCGCUGCAAAUUGCCAAGAAAAACCUUGGCAAGUAG